UGCUUCCUAUCGAUCUUUGGGACCAUUUUCGAAGAGAACAUCUUCGAUUUACUCAACACCUCCUUUUUUCAUCCCUCAGAGUGAUUCGUUCAAAAUUUCAAAAUGCGUGAAAUUGUACAUAUUCAAGCUGGCCAAUGUGGCAAUCAAAUUGGCGCCAAGUUUUGGGAAGUUAUCUCCGAUGAACAUGGUAUCGAUAACACAGGAACUUAUCAUGGAGAUUCAGAUUUACAAUUGGAACGAAUCAAUGUUUAUUACAAUGAGGCUUCUGGCCCGAAAUACGUGCCUCGAGGUAUUCUAGUCGACCUUGAACCUGGUACAAUGGAUUCUGUACGUUCCGGUCCAUUUGGACAGAUCUUCAGACCGGACAACUUUGUUUUUGGUCAAUCAGGAGCUGGAAACAAUUGGGCCAAGGGUCAUUACACCGAAGGAGCAGAAUUAGUAGACUCUGUUUUGGAUGUAAUAAGAAAAGAAGCAGAAAGUUGUGAUUGUCUCCAAGGUUUCCAACUGACACACUCUUUGGGUGGAGGAACCGGAUCAGGCAUGGGCACACUUUUAAUAUCAAAAAUCCGCGAAGAAUAUCCUGAUAGGAUAAUGACCACUUUUUCUGUGGUACCAUCGCCUAAAGUCUCUGACACUGUCGUCGAGCCCUACAAUGCUACAUUGUCCGUACAUCAACUCGUCGAAAACACUGAUCAAGCUUACUGCAUCGACAACGAGGCACUCUACGACAUCUGUUUCCGUACUUUGAAACUAUCCACACCUACUUACGGUGAUCUAAAUCAUCUGGUGUCUGCCACGAUGUCCGGUGUGACUACUUGCUUGAGAUUCCCAGGACAAUUGAAUGCUGAUCUAAGAAAACUGGCCGUCAACAUGGUACCCUUUCCACGUCUUCACUUUUUCAUGCCAGGUUUUGCACCUUUGACAUCUCGAAGUAAUCAGCAAUACAGAGCCUUGACCGUACCUGAAUUGACUCAACAAAUGUUCGACUCGAAGAAUAUGAUGGCUGCCUGUGAUCCUAGACACGGAAAAUAUCUCACUGUUGCUGCUGUUUUUCGUGGUAGAAUGUCGAUGAAAGAAGUCGACGAACAAAUGCUUAAUAUUCAAAACAAAAAUAGUUCAUAUUUUGUGGAAUGGAUUCCGAAUAAUGUGAAAACAGCUGUAUGUGAUAUUCCACCACGUGGUCUUAAAAUGUCAGCAACUUUCAUUGGAAAUUCUACGGCCAUUCAAGAACUUUUCAAAAGGAUCUCAGAACAAUUUACAGCGAUGUUUAGAAGAAAGGCUUUUCUUCAUUGGUAUACCGGUGAAGGAAUGGAUGAAAUGGAAUUCACCGAAGCAGAAUCGAAUAUGAAUGAUUUGGUAUCUGAAUACCAACAAUAUCAAGAAGCUACAGUUGAAGACGAAGGCGAAUACGACGAGGAGGAGGAAAUCGAAGAUAAAUAAUAUAAUAUUCAGCAAAAUCGAACAUUAAAUGAUCCCGAUCAGAUAGGAAAACAAGGAAACUGUAUUCAACGAAAAAACAUUUUAUAUUUUUGCCUUUUUACUUUUUGAUAUCUAUUUUAUUUUUGUUAUUCAUUUACUCCUUUUUAUUAUUUUCGAAUUUUUUAAGAGAUUUAUAAGUUUUUAUAUAUGAUUUAUAUGAAAUUAUAAGAGAUUUGUUAGUCGAAUAGAUUAUUUAUCUCGAGUAAUUGACUUUUUACUGAGUUAUAAAGAAGAUCUAUGAAAAAGCUCGCUAUCGAACUCGCUAUCGUCCUUCUGGUCAACUGGGAUUGAUCAAGCCAAGGCCUUGACAAAAAUUGGUAAUCACGUAUUAUCUCGUCCGAGCCCCGAGGACAAACACUUUAUUAUUGCGUAUCAUAGAGAUCGUAGUUCGUUGUACGUCUACGUAGAAAAAGAAAGUGCAAUUGAAUCACUUCGUUCAAUUAUUUUUUGCCUUCGAUUUAGGAUCAAUAAAUCUUUCAAUAUAAUUACAAAGUUUUUUAAAUCUAAACAUAGAAUUUUAUUUAAAGAGUUAUUUAAUAAUCAAGAAAUUCAUUUUACGUUGAUAAUUUUACAAAAUUUUAAAAACAGAUAUUUCUAAAAUUUAAUAAUAUUACUGCAAAAGUUAUCGACAAGUAACACAAUGUUGCCUGAAUCAUGCAAUGAAAGAAAUAGAAUCGCUUUGAAACAUAAAUCUAAUCUUUACCGCAAAAUUAAAAAAAAAUGUUAUUAUUCGGUCUAAAAAUUGUAAAUCACGCAUAGAACAAAUCAUUACAAUCUUUAAAAAUUUUAUUAAAAAUCACGAUGAGAGAAAUCGUACACAUCCAAGCAGGACAAUGUGGAAAUAAUAUCGGAACUAAAGUAAGUUUUGGGAAGUUAUCUCGGACGAACACGGACUGACAUGUGAUGGAAUUUUUCAAGGAGAGUCGGAACUGCAAUUGCAGCGCAUAAAUGUGUACUUUACUGAAGGAUCUGGUAUUGAUAAUUCGUCAAAUAAAAAUUUAAUAUUACCGAUAUUGUUAAUAUUAGAUUUACGUACAUUAA
Messenger RNA from Vespa crabro (European hornet), 2520 nucleotides. Its product is annotated as tubulin beta chain-like. Gene Ontology annotation, biological process: mitotic cell cycle; microtubule cytoskeleton organization. Gene Ontology annotation, cellular component: cytoplasm; microtubule. The record is from RefSeq and is a predicted model, not a curated record. Lineage: Eukaryota; Metazoa; Arthropoda; Insecta; Hymenoptera; Vespidae. Bases 103 to 1440 code for a protein of 445 amino acids. The transcript has 4 exons. Gene Ontology annotation, molecular function: structural constituent of cytoskeleton; GTPase activity; GTP binding.